Acanthosepion pharaonis is the source of this 903-nucleotide messenger RNA. The record is from the annotation of a GenBank genome assembly. Lineage: Eukaryota; Metazoa; Mollusca; Cephalopoda; Sepiida; Sepiidae.
AUGUCAAUCUUUCAUUAUCUCCCCUUUUUCUUUCCUUUCCUUAAUGCCGUUUUCGUAAUUUCUUUCCUUAAUGCCGUUUUCGUAAUUUCUUUCCUUAAUGCCGUUUUCGUAAUUUCUUUCCUUAAUGCCGUUUUCGUAAUUUCUUUCCUUAAUGCCGUUUUCUUUUUAUUCUUUCAUAUUACCAAUAAUACUCAAGCACUUCUCUUUCCCCCCCAUGCUUUCUCUCUCUCUUUCCCCCCAUGCUUUCUCUCUCUCUUUCCCCCCCAUGCUUUCUCUCUCUCUUUCCCCCAUGCUUUCUCUCUCUUUCCCCCAUGCUUUCUCUCUCUUUUCCCCCAUGCUUUCUCUCUCUCUUUCCCCCAUGCUUUCUCUCUCUCUUUCCCCCAUGCUUUCUCUAUCACUCUCCCUCUCUAUCACUCUCCCUCUCUAUCUCCCCUCUCCUCUCCUCUCUCCUCUCCCUCUCUAUCCUCUCCCUCUCUAUCCUCCCUCUCUAUCCUCUCCCUCUCUAUCCUCUCCUCUCUAUCCUCUCCCUAUCCUCUCCUCUCCUCUCCUCUCCCCUCUAUCCUCUCCCUCUCUAUCACUCUCCCUCUCUAUCUUUCUGCUGUUAUCAAUUUUCUACCAACUUUAAUUUUUCUUUUUUUAAUUUCAAAUAUUUCUUACACUCACAUACACGUGUGUAAUUCCUUUUUAUUUCUCUCCCUCCCCCUCGCUACACUGUCGGGUCUCUCUCUCUCACCCUGGCACCAAGCACCUGUUAAUGAUAACACUUUGGGUAUCUACGCAGGUGGUGUUGUCGGAAUCCGUACCGCCGCUUUGUGUAGUGUCAUAAAUCAAGCAUAUGGUGUCGAGGCAACCUAUCAAGAUGAGCUGGAACUACUACUAAACGUCGUAAGGCCCCGGGUUUGA